Messenger RNA from Zophobas morio, 1642 nucleotides. RefSeq lists its product as uncharacterized. Gene Ontology annotation, molecular function: zinc ion binding. The coding region runs from base 208 to 801 and encodes 197 amino acids. Lineage: Eukaryota; Metazoa; Arthropoda; Insecta; Coleoptera; Tenebrionidae. The record is from RefSeq and is a predicted model, not a curated record. The transcript is spliced from 6 exons.
AGGGAGAUAGCUCUGACUCGUGCGUGGUGUUUAUUUUGUGUUUAAUGCUUUUUAGUGCUUUUUAGUUGUGUUUAAUAGUGUUUAGUUGUGUUUAGUGUUGUUUUUUAUUGUGCGAUUCAUUGUUGUUUAGAGUGUUUUAAGACAAUUUCCCUUUCGUUUCGUGUUGCUUGUGUUCUUUUGUACUUAUUAUUAGUUUGAGUUGUAAAUAUGUUGAUUUCGAUCAGUAACAUAUACAGUUACAUACAAGACAAUGCGUGUGUUGAUCGAAAAACGCGGCCCCUUGAACAAGGAGAAGCACUGUAUGUGGCUGGCUUAAUCGGCAAUUGCACUUUUGAGGGACAAAACAUCGAAGCACGGUGCAUAGCCUCAAAAAUUAGUGCAGCACCUCACGAAAUUCAAAUUCAAUUUGCAGAUUAUUCAGAUUACAGACAGUGGAACUGUGUCUGCAGCUGCAAAGCAGGAGCAGGAGGGAAAUGUAAGCACAUAGUUGCCACCCUACUGUAUGUUUACAAUGCUCAGAGUAUAGGCCUACUUAGUUGCACCGAUGUUCCCCAGGCAUGGGGCAAACGGAAGCGGGAAGAACUAGUAGAAGUUGUUCCUGUGGAACAAUUUUGCCAUGUUAAGUCAUCGGAGCAUUCCAAAUGUGAUAUGGCAGGAAUUAUUCCAGAAGAUUUCGUACAAAAGUGCUUUGAAGUUCUCCCGAAUUCUGGAGCUGCCAUGCUGUUCAAGGGGACUAUUAAUCCUGAAGAUAGGUCUAGGUUGUAUCAAAUAAUUGUUAUAAAUGGCAUCAUCAAGCCUUAGCAAUUGUUAAUGAUAUAAACACAUCUUUAUUUAAAAGUUUUUGCUGCUGCUGUUUUUUUUUCUUUUGCAGGGAUGAUCUCUUCAGUGCAAUUUGCGACAAUGCUUAUCGGAGCGAAUUGAGUGAGGUAAUAUACCAGGUUAAUCUAGAUGCUCCCUUACGGAGGUGUUGUGUAGCCACCUACAACAAAUUGUAUCCAUGCGACGGAUUUGAAAUUUGUAAAGACACAUUUAAAAGCAAAGCCACAUGGAUGCAAGAACGACAGUAUAGAAUAACCGGUUCAAGAUGUUACACCUUAUUUACAUACAGUCAGGGUGACUGGCAUACCAAAGCCGUGAAAUAUUUUUAUCCCAAAUCAUUUAAGGGAACCUAUGCCACAAGAUAUGGCAACAACCAAGAAGAUUUUGCCCGGCAAGCAUAUAUGACCAAUCUCCCAAGUGCCGAAACUGUAAUCCAGUGUGGGCUGAUUGUGUGCCAAAAGAAUCCAUGGUUGGCCUGUUCUCCUGAUGGCAUUGUGUUUCGGGAUAAACGACCAAUUCGUUUAUUAGAAAUUAAGUGUCCUGUUUUAGGUGCAAAAAAAACCAUUACUGAAUGUCUUCCAUCAUUGGAGUACAUGGAAUUUUCAGAGGGGGAAGGCUGGACAUUGAAGAGACGGCAUGGGUAUAUGGCCCAAAUACAAUUGUCCUUGGCAAUUUUAAAUUUACUAGGUUGCGAUUUCAUCAUUUAUUCAAGUUUUGACAGAUCUUUUUAUUUGCUAAAUAUAGAUCGGGACGAAAUAUUUUGCAAUGAUCUCUUGAAAAAAUUGAAAAGUGUUUUCUUUCAAAAUAUGUUGCAUGUAUUGUG